This is a messenger RNA of Tribolium castaneum (red flour beetle), 1392 nucleotides long. RefSeq names its product imaginal disc growth factor 4 (gene Idgf4). Gene Ontology annotation, biological process: chitin catabolic process; carbohydrate metabolic process. Gene Ontology annotation, cellular component: extracellular region. Gene Ontology annotation, molecular function: chitinase activity; chitin binding. The coding region runs from base 18 to 1313 and encodes 431 amino acids. The transcript is spliced from 6 exons. Lineage: Eukaryota; Metazoa; Arthropoda; Insecta; Coleoptera; Tenebrionidae. The record is from RefSeq and is marked provisional.
AGAACAUUGCAGACAUCAUGAAAAUUCUUAUUUUUGCCUUUUUGGCACUGGCAGCCUAUGUGGCGGCUGACAAUAAGGUCGUGUGCUAUUACAACAGCAAGGCGUACUUCAGGGACGGUCAGGGAAAAUUCGACGUGAACUUCAUAGACCCCGCUCUACAAUUCUGCACACACUUAAUUUAUGGUUACGCUGGCAUUAAUGCCGAAACUUUCAAAGCACAACCUUUGAAUGAACUUUUCGAUGUCACCAGAGACAAUUAUAGACACAUCACCGAAUUGAAGAGACGUUUUCCUGGAUUGAGAGUCCUUUUAUCGGUUGGCGGAGGUGAAGAUAUCGGAGAUGAUGGCAAUAUCAAAUAUAGGACAAUUCUCGAAUCAGUUGACCACCGCUUGGCUUUCGUCAACUCGGCUCAAGCCCUAGUCAAGAAUUUCGGCUUCGACGGCUUGGACCUAGCUUGGGAAUUCCCCGAAACCAAACCGAAGAAAAUCAGAGGCAAAAUCAGCUCGUUCUUCAGCAAACUCAAACACAAAAUUGUCGGCGAGUCUGUGAUUGACGAGAAGGCCGAAGAACACAAAGAACAAUUCACGGCACUCGUCCGUGAAAUCAGAAACGCCUUCAGACACGAUGGCCUCUUAUUAACAAUGAGUGUCCUACCCAACGUAAACAGCUCAGUUUAUUACGACCCCCGUGCCUUGGCCCCCAACCUGGACUUCAUCACCCUCGAAGCCUUCGACUUCUACACCCCCAAACGCAACCCCAAAGAGGCCGACUACCCCGCCCCCCUCUACGAACUAAUCGACCGAAAAUACGACGAAAAUGUUGACUACCAAGUCAGAUAUUGGUUGCAAAAGGGGGCCCCCAACAACAAGCUCAUCCUGGGAAUCCCCGCGUACGGCCGCGCCUGGAAAAUGGACGAGGACUCCUCGAUCAGUGGGGUUCCCCCGCUUUCGAUCGACGGUGCCCUCGAGGCGGGCCCUUACAGCAAAGAGGAGGGCCUUUUGAGCUACCCCGAAGUGUGCGUUAAACUUGCCAACCCCCAGAAACUGACCACAGCUGCUGGGAAACAUUUGAGGAAAGUCGGAGAUCCCUCCAAGAGGAAAGGGACUUAUGCGUUCCGCACCCCUGAUGAAAAUGGAGAAGGUGGGGCUUGGGUCGGGUAUGAGGACCCCGACACUGCAGGAAAUAAAGCUUCGUAUGCCAGAGCAAAGGGAUUGGGUGGUAUUGCCAUUGUGGAUAUCACCUUAGACGAUUUUAGGGGGCUCUGUACCGGUAAUAAAUACCCAAUUUUGCGUGCCGCUAAGCUUGGAUUGUAAUUAAAAGCGAUUUCCACUAAUUGUGUUAUUUUAUGUAAAGUGAUAUUGUGAUUUUGACAAAUAAACUUUUUACAAAAAA